Cooperia oncophora is the source of this 372-nucleotide messenger RNA. NCBI's taxonomy places the organism in Eukaryota, Metazoa, Nematoda, Chromadorea, Rhabditida, Trichostrongylidae. The record is from the annotation of a GenBank genome assembly.
AUGUCGCACGAUGUUCUACACACAGUAAUAGAAGGAACAGUGGUUGCCUCUUACCUGUUACUUCUUUUCAUUAUCGUCACAUCUAAAGCGAAAAUUUUCGAAACUGCUUUUUACUCGAUGUUUGUGGCAACAGGUAUUGCGGACGUGAUUUCCAUCCUCACAAGUUGCUUCCACCGUCUCAACCGUCAACUUUCCUUGGGUCCAGAGUACAGGCUGGUUGUCUCAAUUGCUGUAGUUCUCAGUGGGACCACCUUUCUCACUCACAUGAUCGGAAAUAUGAUCAUCACUAUCAACCGCUAUUCUGCACUUUGCCUCGCCAAGAGGUAUAAUGAGGUAAGUAGUUCUAUAGAAUACGAUAUUCAACGUCACUGA